AUGAGCCAAGCAGUCCCUGCCGGGAAAAUGUACUCCUCCAAGAGGAGCGUGCCGUGGAGGCAGCAGCAGAAGCCUUGGGCGCCGUCUGUGAUGGCUGGCAUCGACCUGCCUGUGGCAAUGGAGGCGAAAACCGCCCUCUGUUUCCGUCCACGUGGGGAGACGUUUUCUACCAAGGGCAAGUCGGCGCUGGAUCAGCCAUGGAUAUCGAACCACGCCGACACCCACACCCGUAGAGGAGUCUGGUCCCCGGAGCAAACUGCAAGCAUUUCAGCCUGCCUAGUGGCUUUGACAUUGAGGAGUGGCGAGUCCAGGCUCGCGAAUGUCGCUUUGUGA
Molecule: messenger RNA, 333 nt
Organism: Symbiodinium pilosum
Lineage: Eukaryota; Dinophyceae; Suessiales; Symbiodiniaceae
Source: the annotation of a GenBank genome assembly